GGAGACCAGCAGAGUAGUUCAAGUCAUGAAGCUGUAGCUCUUCAGUGUGCGGCAGGUCUGAAUGAGGGAAGGAAAGUCACCAGAGCACCCGUUCAAUAUCCAAAUGAGGAUCUGAAAGUAGAGAAAAUAAAAUAAAACAGGAGACAGCAACAACAUAGAGACGAAGCUGCUAAAAAAAAUAAAAAAUAAGACGGAGGAGCUUUAUUCUGAAAGUGUGUUAAUGAUGCUUCGGUGAUGUUCAUCAUCUUAUUUUAAACCAAACCGAGAUAUCCAAGAAGCGUGGGUGGUAAACCAAACCAAGUAACAUAGGUACACCAGGGUAUCAACGGGACUCUAUACUAAAUGAAGAGCAGUUUCGUUGACAUCUUAACAAUGCGAAGUCUAGUAAUCUAGCUUCUUUCUUUCUUUUUUGUGUGUGAAUUAGUUUUGCCACUGUGGAUGACAAUAAAAAAACGCGUAUUUUAAUGGAAGAAGAGGUUUAUGUCUUUUGAAGGAUAGUCUCAUAAUUCUUUCUAAAAUCUACCUAUGUGGAUAUUCAGACUUGCUGACUUGAAGAUGUUACCUGCGAAAUGGCCCGUUUAUCGUGGGGCCCCGUUUAACAACACUUCUCUCAGAUUAGUAAAACCUUCGCGCACUUGAAGCUUGGAUAAAUAAAUACACAUAUUGUCUGUUGUUAUUCUUGUUGUUGAGGACAUUGAUUUAAAGAAGAAACAAAUUCAGGUUACUAUGCAAUUACAACUGAUAUCCUUGGUUUUAAUCUGUUUGCACUCUAUGGAAUACAUUGACAGCCAGCACGCCUCCAGAAUCAGGCGACAUAGAAAAUUACACCCUGGAGUUAGCCAUGGUUGUCAAGGGGGGUGUGCGACAUGUUCCGAUUACAACGGAUGCUUGUCCUGUAAACCCAGGCUCUUUUUCUUCUUGGAGAGGAAUGGGAUGAGGCAGACCGGGGUGUGCCUGUCCUCCUGCCCGAGUGGUUACUACGGGACCAGAUCACCAGACAUUAACAAAUGCACAAAGUGUAAAGCAGACUGUGAUGCCUGCUUCAACAGAAACUUCUGCACGAAUUGUAAAGCUGGAUUUUAUUUACAUAUGGGGAGGUGUCUGGACAUUUGUCCUGAUGAGUAUGAGCCCAAGGAACAGCACAUGGAGUGUACAGCUAUUGUGCACUGCGAGGUGGGUGAGUGGAGUCAAUGGAGUCCCUGCUCAAAGAGAGGGAAAACCUGUGGCUUCAAAAGAGGCGAGGAGUCGAGGACUCGCGAGACACUGCGCGUCCCCUCUGCAAGCGGUGACACUUGUCCAGCCACGAAAGAGAAGAGGAAAUGUGCUGUGCAGAGGAGAAGGUGUCGCAAAGGAGAAAGGAAAGAGGGAAGUGAAAGAAAGAGAAGGCCGAACAAGGAGAAGAAAGAGGAGAACCAAGAGAGGAGGCAGGAAGAAAGAGACACUGACAACAGAGAGGAAUCGGAGAACAAAAAUAAAACUGAACACAGGAGACGGAAAGCACAGAACAAGCAACACGUCUCUACAGCUGGGAGCACUGCACACUAACAGUCUCGCUGGAUUGUAAAGGCUCAAGAUGCUGCUACCUGUACAUAUAAAUAUAUACUGUAUAUACACAUGGAAAAGACAUUAUGCGCAUGGAGUUGGUGACAGUGCGGAGGGCAUCAGCAAGAACUAUCUUGAUUCUUUGCCCAUUAUGGACCCUAUUAAAGACUUAGAAUGCUACACACAAUAAGAAUGUGUUCAUUCCAUGAAGAGCCUUUCUUUCAAGUUGGUAUUGCAACUUUCAAAUUGCUUUUUAAGGGCCAGGUCCUACAGCACAUGAAAGGUUUGAAUGUAGGUGUUGUGACAGUAUUUAGAUUUGCUGUGUAGAUGUCUAAUUAUAACUUGAGUAAAUUAAAACUGGGCUUUGUUUUAGACUUUAUUUACACACAAAAAAUGUAAAAAAAAAAAAAAAAAAAAAAUACAAA
Acipenser ruthenus (sterlet) is the source of this 1967-nucleotide messenger RNA. RefSeq names its product R-spondin-3. Bases 727 to 1545 code for a protein of 272 amino acids. The transcript is spliced from 5 exons. NCBI's taxonomy places the organism in Eukaryota, Metazoa, Chordata, Actinopteri, Acipenseriformes, Acipenseridae. The record is from RefSeq and is a predicted model, not a curated record.